AUGUCUUCUUCCGAAAGAAAUGAGGAACGAAACUUUAUAUUAGAAUGUAUUCAAGUUUAUCGUAAUCAUUCAGCAUUAUGGGAAAUCAAAUCUGAUGAUUACAUGGACAGAAAUAAGAAAAAUCACGCGUAUGAUGUUUUAUUAAAGAAAUAUCAAGAAUGUUUUCCGACAGCGACAUUAGAUGAUGUUAAAAAAAAAUUUAAUUCUUUACGCACAAAUUAUAGAAAAGAAUUAAAAAAAGUAAAUGAUUCGUAUAAAUCUGGAGCUGGUUUAGAAGACAUCUAUCAGUCACACUUGUGGUAUUUUAAUGAAAUGCAUUUUCUCCGGGACCAAGAAACACCAGCAAAAUCACGAAGCACUUUACAAAUCCGUCUACCACCAAAAGUCGCAAAUACAAGCAAUGUUGAUGAUCUAGGAGAGGUAUGA
Melanaphis sacchari is the source of this 426-nucleotide messenger RNA. RefSeq lists its product as uncharacterized. The transcript has a single exon. The coding region runs from base 1 to 426 and encodes 141 amino acids. The record is from RefSeq and is a predicted model, not a curated record. NCBI's taxonomy places the organism in Eukaryota, Metazoa, Arthropoda, Insecta, Hemiptera, Aphididae.